This is a messenger RNA of Beta vulgaris subsp. vulgaris (sugar beet), 3034 nucleotides long. Its product is annotated as pentatricopeptide repeat-containing protein At5g21222. NCBI's taxonomy places the organism in Eukaryota, Viridiplantae, Streptophyta, Magnoliopsida, Caryophyllales, Amaranthaceae. Gene Ontology annotation, molecular function: protein binding. The transcript is spliced from 4 exons. The coding region runs from base 386 to 1981 and encodes 531 amino acids. The record is from RefSeq and is a predicted model, not a curated record.
AGAAUUUCACUCAACCAAUAAUCAGAUGAACCAAUUUUUGUGGAUAAGAUUUCUUAUUGCAUGUCAAAACACAAAACCAACUAAUUUACACUAACAGACCUUUCUUCAAUUCUCCCUUUAGAAGCUCUGCUACCACAAAGCUUCUCUCCUUUCUCUCUUCCCCAAUAAUCUUUCACUCUUACUUCAUCAAAGGAUCUCAAUGGAGGAAGCUCAUUGAUGCUCCCUCAGAUGGAAUGCGCAUGAUUUCUCCAUGACUCGAUAGUUUCUAGCUUGGGUGUACAAAUGUUGGUUUUAUCCUCAUAAUUUCCUUAGGCAUUGAGGUCAGAUACUAAAGAGGUGAAGAAAGACAGACAAGUGUUCACAAGAAGGGGGCUCGAAUCCCUGCAUGGAAAAACGGAAAGUGUCAACUAGUUCAAGGGAGAAAUGGGUUCGAGCUUCACCAACGAUGGAUAAAGUAUAUACAACAUCAACUACAGAUGAUUUGCCAGCUGGGAACUGCUGCCUUGUCUGUAUGGAAAACCGUGGGUGUCAUACAGUUCUCUCAAGAACAAAACUCAUGACUAAGUUGAUCAAAAGGAGGAAGGCCGAGGAAGUUUUUGCCAUAUUUGAAGGCUUGAUGGAAGAGGGACACAAACCAACUCUUGUGACAUAUACUACACUAUUAGCUGCCCUUACUGCCCAAAAGAAGAUCAAAUCUAUUCCUUCUCUCAUCUCUAUGGUGGAAGAGAAAGGAAUGAAACCAGACUCGAUUUUCUUCAAUGCUGCUAUCAAUGCUUAUUGUGAAGCAGCUGACAUGAAAGGAGCAAUAAAAAUAUUUUACCGGAUGAAGCAAAAUGGCUGUAACCCCACUAUAAGUACUUUCAAUACAUUGAUGAAAGGAUAUGGCCUUGUAAUGUCUGAAGAGGGGAAUGUCAAACCUAAUGAUAUGACUUACAAUAUUCUAGUUCGAGCAUGGUGCAACAAGAACAUAAAUGAAGCAUGGAAUGUAGUGUAUAAAAUGGUGGCCUCGGGUUUACAGCCUGAUGUUGUCACCUACAAUACAUUAGCAAGGGCUUAUGCACAGAGUGGAGAGACUAAUAAAGCUGAGGCAAUUAUACAUGAAAUGCAAAAGAAUAAAACUGAGCCUAACGAACGGACAUGUGGCAUCAUCAUUAGUGGAUAUUGCACUGAAGGAAACAUGGUUGAUGCGUUACGUUUUCUGUAUCGGAUGAAGGAUCUGGGAGUGCUCCCAAAUCUUGUUGUGUUUAACACGCUUAUCAAAGGAUUUUUAGACACUAUGGACACUGAUGGUGUUGAUGAGGCGUUGACUUUGAUGGAAGAGUUUGGGAUCAAGCCAGAUGUGGUAACAUUUAGCACAAUAAUGAAUGCAUGGAGCUCAGCAGGACUAAUGACAAAAUGCAAGGACAUGUUUAAUGACAUGGCAAAGGCUGGUGUAAAACCUGAUAUCCACGCGUUCAGCAUUCUUGCAAAAGGUUAUGUUCGUGCAGGUGAACCUGAUAAAGCCGAAACUCUCCUGAUGUCCAUGGCUGAAUCGGGUGUUCAUCCAAAUGUUGUAAUAUUCACUACUGUUAUCAGUGGUUGGUGCAGUGUAGGAAAGAUGGAAUAUGCAAUGCGAGUGUUUGAGAAGAUGAAUGAGAUGGGGGUUUCCCCUAAUCUGAAAACAUAUGAAACUUUGAUAUGGGGUUUCGGGGAAGCUAAACAGCCCUGGAAAGCAGAAGAAUUGCUUCAGAACAUGGAAGAAAUGGGUAUAUUUCCUGAAGACAGCACUAUCCGGCUUGUUGCAGAUGCUUGGCGUUCCAUUGGUUUGAUAAAUGAAGCCCAAAGAGUGAUGAGUUUCAAGGAGCUGAGAAGUGUGUUGAUCCUUCAGAGAGAACAUAUCAAGAUCAAAAGAUUGAGGGUAAUUCUAAAGUACUUGAAACAACUGGGUUCUUUGCAACUGACCAAAAAGGGGAAGCUGCUGCAAAUACCAGAAAAUGGGUAAGGAAUGUAUCAGCAGGAAGAAAUGUCAGAUCUUUUGCUCGUCGAUGUGGAUUUGUGUAAGGCAGUAUUUUGUAUGCCGGAAGAAGUUCCUCAAUGAGGUUCAUAUACCAGGGAGGUUUGUAAAUUCAUGUAAAGCAGUGAUAUAGAGUUUGUAAAUUGAUGGACAGAGUUGAUGGAUUCAGUCAACUGACUAGAAUUUGGCUGACAUGAAGUUGUCAUACACAAAAUUUGAACUAUUGGAACACUUUCUUGGUAAGGAAACAUCUUUUGUGGUUUAGUAGAAAGAUUAAUUGAGCUUCAUGAUUCUGGCAUCAAGUUCUUCAGAGUUCAAUUCCAGGUGAUUAUACAUAAUAUAUUAUUUGCAAAAAUUUCUGUAAACAGUAAGCACACUUCAAAUGCAGAUAAUUGUAAUUAGAAAAAUACUACUGUAAUUAGUGAAUAUAUGUUGUUUCCAGGUGCCUUGUUGGAUAUAAAAUUUUGCCUUGUUAGAUGUUGAUUAAAAUAAGCUGGAUACCUGUACUACAGGGAUUCUUGACAAAUAGUAUGUUCAUGUGACAAAAAGAAGCAUAGUUUGGAUUUAAAGCACAAUAUACCUCUAAGAUUAUUGUACUUCUUUUCAAGGUGGUGGUUUUUUUUUUUUUUUUUUUUUUUGACUUAGUUGGAGAUAUGUAGACUAAUUGAAACAUAUUUUAACAAGUUGAACUAGUUUUUAGGCCUGUGCUCCAGGUAAUUAUUAUUUUUAUUUAUUAAUAUCUUACUUUGAAAUUAUCACACCAAACAUUACUUGGUUUAGUGAUUGAGAUAUUAGUAUAGUAACUUGAAGUUGUAAGAUCAGAUCUUAUACCAUGUAUUUUUUAAUUUUUUUUAUGUAUGUGCUUCAAACACAUUUUAAAUACUCCCGAGAGCACUAAGAAAGCUUAGAUGCAUUGUCCAAAGUUAACUAAAUAUAGGAAAAAUUACCUGUAUAUACGUAAAUAUUUACCGUUUAAGAAAAACACUUACAAUCUGGUGAGAAAAGUUGUUCCAAAAACAAUAUUUUCAUUUGGCUGAAAUG